Molecule: messenger RNA, 2826 nt
Organism: Aricia agestis (brown argus)
Lineage: Eukaryota; Metazoa; Arthropoda; Insecta; Lepidoptera; Lycaenidae
Gene: Dlic
Product: cytoplasmic dynein 1 light intermediate chain 2
Exons: 9
Coding region: 100-1485 (461 amino acids)
Biological process (GO): microtubule-based movement; microtubule cytoskeleton organization
Cellular component (GO): centrosome; cytoplasmic dynein complex
Molecular function (GO): dynein heavy chain binding
Source: RefSeq, a predicted model, not a curated record
UAGUCUGUGGUCCGUUUAUGAGAGUGACGUAUGAUCGGACGAAACGAAAACGAAAGAAAAGCCUCUUGUGCCGUUGUUAUCUUCUAUUUUAACUGAAGAAUGGAGACAAACGGCCAGGGUAAUGGGCUUAGAUCAAAAAAGAAAGAUAACGGCGAUGGAAAAGAUAACCUAUGGUCUGCUAUUUUAGAGGAGGUACAGAAUCAAGGAAAUACAAAAUUACCUUCAAACAAAAAUGUUCUAGUUUUGGGUGAUAACGAAACUGGAAAGACCACACUUAUAGCUAAAUUACAAGGGGUAGAGGACCCUAAGAAAGGGUCUGCUCUCGAAUAUGCUUAUAUUGAUGUCAGAGAUGAGUACCGAGAUGAUCACACCCGGCUAAGCGUUUGGGUGUUAGACGGAGACCCAGGUCACACAAAUUUGCUCAAGUUUGCACUAAAUGAAGAUACAUUCCCUCACACACUGGUCAUAUUCACGGUGGCCAUGACCACACCCUGGGGUAUACUGGACCAGUUACAGAGCUGGGCAUCCAUCCUUGGUGAUCACAUAGACAAAUUGGAUCUCACACCAGAACAAAGGUUACAAAGUAAAAAGCAACAAGUACAGAAAUGGUUAAGGUAUACGGAGCCGGGCGACGAGUUGGAGCCGACGGCGUCGUCGCCCAUGAAGCGUUCGUCGAGGAAUCUGUCCGACGAGCUCGACAGCGACGACGAGGACAACCCCCUGCCCGAGGAGGUGUUGACCACCAACCUGGGGCUGGACAUCGUCGUAGUUGCUACAAAGACUGACUACAUGAGCACCCUGGAGAAGGAGCACGACUACCGCGACGAGCACUUCGACUUCAUGCAGCAGUGGAUCCGGCGGUUCUGCCUGCGGUACGGCGCGGCGCUCUUCUACACCAGCGCCAAGGAGGACAAGAACUGCGACCUCCUGUACAAGUACCUCACGCACCGGAUAUACCGCCUGCCCUUCCGCACGCCCGCGCUGAUCGUGGAGAAGGACGCGGUGCUCAUUCCGGCGGGCUGGGACAGCAUGAAGAAGAUCAGCAUCCUGUACGAGAACAUGCAGUCGUGCAAGCCCGACGACUACUACCGCGACGUCAUCGUGCAGCCAGCAACUAGGAAGAGCGGCGGUCAGCGCGAGGCGGAGGUGUUGGCUGAGGACGAGCAGGCGUUCCUGCAGCGGCAGCUCACCGCGCUGCAGGCGGGGACGCCCGCGCCACGAGCCGACUCGCCGCUUAGGGCUCCGAGGGCGCCUAUAGACGCCAAGCUGACCCCCGGAGCGCCGGGCAACGAGGGCGUGCUGGCGAAUUUCUUCAACUCGCUGUUGUAUAAGAAGACCGGAUCCCCGGGGCGGGCGGACGCGCCGGCGGCGGCCGCGCGCUCCGACGCCGCGGCCGAGCUCGACCGCCUCACGAGGGCGAAGCGCCCGCCAGCCACGCCUCCCGCCCCCGCGCCGCCCCUAGAUCUCUCGUCUUCCGACUGCUAGCCGCAGAUGGAGUAGAGCGCCGCCCGCCGUUGCGGGACCACUUAUCGCUGGCUUGUACUUUGGGCACAUAUUACUGCGUGCCCGACCACGAAACCUCUGAGAUUCUUCAUGUGAUCGCUUAUCGCACCCGCCCGCGUCGCCACGUGGCGAGGCGACAGCCGUGAGAUGUUGGAAUUUAUACUGUAUUUAUACAACGCUAGAAUCUAUUUUCGUCUAAAUGUAAACAGCUCAGCUGAUAUAAUGCUAUCAAUUCAAAUGUCGCGUAUUAACCGCGCAAUGAAGCAUUACAAUGGCACAUUCGUUCGGUCGAGUUUUUUGGUUACAUUUAGAUAAAAAUGUUUCUAAAUGUAGAAAUGGCGUUAUGUCGUAGACAGACGCGUAUGGCAGCACGCGACGACUCCCACUGUGCUACAGCAAUGAAGCGAGGCGGAGAGUUUCCUUAGUAAUUGUUUAUGUGUAAUAUGUUUUACGAUAUUAAGUAUUUAUUUAAUUAAUAUACGUUCGAGUUGAGCGACUGAAGCUCGGUGGAUGCUCGAUGUAUCGAGAGAAUUUAAUUAAUAGGCAGGUGGCAGACCUAUGUCAUUCGGUUGGAUAAUUUCAAUGUUAGUCGUGAUCAUUAGAUCUAUAGGCUUGACUUGAUACACCCCUACAAAAUAACGAGGAAGCGCCAUAUUCUGCCUAUGAAUUCAUGUAUCUGGUGGUCAAAAUAAUAUGCAACGUCGAGCAUACUUAUGUUAUCAGUUGAAAUAAUGCAGUGUGCGAUUGUUUGAACACAGAAUUCAACUAAUAAAUUACAACGCUAUUCAGAAUAUCAAAUAACGGUAACUUAUAUUAAAUCUAGUGUAGCAAACAAAACUUAUUUCCAUCAAAGUAUUUAACUAAAAAAUGCUUAGUAUUAAGGAAGUUCUGUGUUAAAACAAUACAAAAUUGGUUUUGUUUGUGUGAAGAGAUGUGUCAUGCACAAGACAGUCGCAGAUUUGUACAAAACAUCAUCUCAAUCAUAUUUCGUUCCUUAACUCAAUGGAUACAUAUAGAUCACACCGCAGACUCACACUCUGUUUACUAUGUUACUACUAAAGUACUAGAAAAAUAUUAACAUACGAAUAAAACUAUAUCGAUUUUCAAUAAUAAAAUUAACAUAAAAUAAAAAAUACACAUUUUGUACAAACAAAAAUCCUAGAUCUAAAUUUGGAAUGUAGUCUUAUUUAAUUUAAAGUAUUGGUACAUGAGAUAUUACAGGCUAUUUAUGUAAAUUUAGUUAAUUCCUAGUUUGUAAUGGUGACCUUUGUGUUUUGUCGAAAUAUUUCGAAAAAAGUGAUUUUAAAAUAUACAAAAUGGAAA